CUCUCUCUUCCUCUACUCAUUCUCCUUCUCCCUCUCCUUCCCCCUCUUCCUCUCUUCCUCCCACAAUCUCGUCUCUCACAAGAGCAACAACCAACCAGCCAACACAUAGCCAUGUAUCCUGGACAACCAGUCAAACGACAAUGACCAAAAGAGACACUCCAGACGCUGGUGUGUCUAAAACCAUUGAAGACGUGAGAACUGAUCCGUUUACGAGGACCUCAUCAAAUAGACCAGACAAUACAAACACUUAUAAUCACCAUGUUACACUCACACAAUCAUCCCCACAUACCACUCCUCCCCCCUCCUCCUCAUCUCCUGUUAUUUCUACUACUAGUGCUGGGUCUAGUCACGGCCGUUCUGGUUCUCUCUUGCCUAUUAUUAUUGGUUCUGCUGUGGGUGUGGUUGGUGUCCUCAUAGGUCUCUGUAUUGGUCUAUUGUUUGUUAUUGUCUGGUUGGCCAAACGAAGAUCGUUAGCUUCGACCAGUAACUUUGGAGCAGCAUAUAGAACAUGCACUCCUAAUAGAUACAUAAGGAAAUGCGUAUCCAGUCCACUCUAUGAAGGUACUAAUCUAGCAAAGACAACAAGGGCCAUAUCCGCAACAAUCAUUCCACUUGCUAGUUCAUCACAGACCAGCUCUUUGGAUUCAAAUCAUUCAUCCCAGAGUGUUUCUACUCAUCCACAAAUUGUUGUAUGUCCUCGUAUUAUUCCUCCAAUAGCACCUCCCUCUCCCCCUCCUUCACCUCCUCCUCCUCCUCCUCCUCCACCAAACUUCUCUCCUCCGCCUCCUUCUCCUCGUACCCCUCAAGGUCCUCCUCGUGUUCCUCCAGUUUCUCAUGUGUCUCCUCUUACUAUUUCUUCUCAGUACAGUCUCUCUCGUCCUCCUCCUCCUUCUCUCCCUCUUCCUUCUCCACCCUCUACUCUGGCUAUUCCUGCAGAGAGAAAUCCACCCACCAGUCCAGCAAUGGUCGGAUCACCUUAUGAAAAGCCCAUUCUUUGUGAUGCAGCCUCGAGUUCAUUUGUUAAUCCUAAUGACUGCAUUUAUGUUCCUAAUGAAGAACAGAGAUCAAAGUUAUUCAAUGGUUCAGUUGGCUAUGAAUUUGACGACAAGUUGUAUAAAUCACUCUACGAUGUUCAAAAUGUUAAAGAUGAUGGAGGUGAGAGUAAAGAUGAGAAUAAGUUCUUUCAAGAGUCGAGUGAGUAUUGGAAGCCGCAGAAAACAACUACAGCAAUAUACAGACAACUAGCCAGCAAGAGAUACAGGGAAAUACCAAGACAUGCAAUACAAAUAACAAAGUAUUUAGGUUCUGGGCAGUUUGCGACUGUCAAUAAAGCUCAGUGGAUAACUGGUGGUGGGGAUGUGUCUGUGGCUGUUAAAAUGCUCAAAGCAGGCUCCUCCGAGCAAGAAAAGGUUAAAUUUUUACAAGAAGCAGCAAUAAAUGGGCAGUUUCAUCAUCUUAAUGUUGUACGGCUCUUGGGUGUCGUCACUGUUGGAGAACCGGUUAUUAUUGUGCUUGAGUUAUUGGGAAACGGAAACUUAAAGAAGUUCCUAACAUCAAAACGACCAGUUAGAGGCUGUGUGGUCCCUGAAGAGCUUCCUAAUCUAUUGUGCAACUUCUGUAAGCAGAUUGCUUCCGGAAUGGACUAUCUAGCAAAGAAGACUUUUAUACACAGAGACCUCGCUGCUAGGAAUAUACUAGUAUCAGAACAACUGAUUUGCAAAGUUGCUGAUUUUGGUUUGUCCCGUGACCUUCAAGAAAACGAGUACUAUAUAUCUCAAGGAGGUCUUGUACCAAUAAAAUGGACAGCACUAGAGGCAAUAUUUUACAGGAAGUACUCGACUGCUAGUGACGUGUGGAGUUAUGGUGUGCUUCUGUUUGAGAUAUGGAGUCUAGGAAGGAAGCCGUUCUCAUCACUAACAAAUGAAAAAUAUAUUGAGAAAAUUGAUGAAGGUGAGAGGCUUGCUCCUCCACCUGGCUGUCCCCGCUCGUUUUACCAACUAAUGAUGGACUGCUGGCACCCCAGCCCUCCUGACCGUCCAUCUUUCACUUCCCUAUGUCAGUAUUUAUCACAGCCUGUUGAGUCUUUGCUCCAGUUGGGUAUCAGUCAAGUAGAGCUGGAGGAAUCGCCUGAAGCAAGUACUCUAGGGGCACCCAUUGAGGCUGGACAAGCUCUUUUUAAAGAUAUACAGAUACGCUACCUUGAUUAAUGUACUGUACUCAUAUACUGAUAUUGGGUGCCCACUGUUUAAAGUGUGUACAUCAAUUAAACUAUACUGCAUGUCUGGAUACAUACAUAUAUAUAUUUGUACUGUUUCUAUUGAUUAUUAUUAUUAUUAUUUUGUGUGUGCUGGCACUCUUAUAUUCUCA
Amphimedon queenslandica is the source of this 2367-nucleotide messenger RNA. RefSeq names its product ephrin type-B receptor 3-like. The record is from RefSeq and is a predicted model, not a curated record. The transcript is spliced from 12 exons. Gene Ontology annotation, molecular function: transmembrane receptor protein tyrosine kinase activity; ATP binding. Lineage: Eukaryota; Metazoa; Porifera; Demospongiae; Haplosclerida; Niphatidae. The coding region runs from base 141 to 2207 and encodes 688 amino acids. Gene Ontology annotation, cellular component: signaling receptor complex; plasma membrane. Gene Ontology annotation, biological process: protein phosphorylation; multicellular organism development; cell surface receptor protein tyrosine kinase signaling pathway.